This is a messenger RNA of Athalia rosae (coleseed sawfly), 4702 nucleotides long. RefSeq names its product zinc finger protein ztf-16. Gene Ontology annotation, molecular function: RNA polymerase II cis-regulatory region sequence-specific DNA binding; DNA-binding transcription factor activity. The coding region runs from base 373 to 1824 and encodes 483 amino acids. Gene Ontology annotation, biological process: regulation of transcription by RNA polymerase II. NCBI's taxonomy places the organism in Eukaryota, Metazoa, Arthropoda, Insecta, Hymenoptera, Athaliidae. The transcript has 6 exons. The record is from RefSeq and is a predicted model, not a curated record.
ACUUUUCAAUGUUCCUGGAAUGUUUUUAACGAGAAAACCGCGAAAACGACGUCACUAUGUGACGGAUUCGGUCAAAACUGGGACAAAGUGCAGUGCACUCUGGCACUGCGUUAACCACCAGGUGUUUCUAUGCCGUAAUCGUCUCAGGAUUGGGUAAUACCUGCCACUAUACCUUGCCCAGUGAUUUUUGCAUAAUAAAUCGCAAGAUAAUUGAUCUUGACAUUUUGACAAAACAAUAGCAACUUGUAAAAAGGUCGAAUAAAACGACAGAUAAUGGAAUUUUGAAAAUCACCGAGUUCAACAUAUCAUGUGAUGACAAUUUGUUGAAGAGGGUGACACGAGAGCCUCAGGAUAGUACUACUGAAAAGUACGAUGUCAGAUGGGAUUGGGAGUGGCGGUGGGGAAAACGAGGUAGACUCUCGUUCCUCUUCGCGUAUCGAAGUUGGUGAAUCUUCCAACCAUAGGGAAGACGAGAGCUUGGAUCCUGAUAACGAAUCUGCUCUUAACACAAAUUAUGACAGCGGUGAUGGAGCAGUCCCAAUAUUUCGAUGUGAUCGGUGUGACAACUAUGAAACCAUAAAUAAGACAGCAUUCUGCGCACAUCAAGAACAAUGCUUAUUGGGUGGUGAGGCAGGAGAGAGUGCCGAGGGAAUAGAAGGCAAUGAGAAUGACGGAGAUGGGGAUGAAAGCCAUUCAGGACAUAGAAAUCAUCGGAAAAUGUUUGAGUGCGAUGUCUGUAAUAUGAAAUUUUCAAAUGGAGCGAACAUGAGGCGGCACAAGAUGAGACACACAGGGGUCAAACCCUAUGAAUGCAGAGUAUGUCAAAAAAGAUUCUUUAGAAAAGACCACUUGGCUGAGCAUUUCACGACUCAUUCUAAAACUCUACCAUAUCACUGUCCAAUUUGCAACAGAGGCUUUCAAAGACAAAUCGCCAUGCGUGCUCAUUUUCAAAAUGAACAUGUGGGUCAGCAUGACAUGGUUAAAUCGUGUCCGCUUUGUAAUUAUAGAGCUGCAACAAUGAAGUGUCUCAGGCUGCAUUUUUUCAACAGGCAUGGGAUUGACUUGGACAAUCCUGGACCAAAUAGCUCUACUUCCCUGAUGGGGAAUUGUACUCCUGGUGAAGCUAUUCCUUCAGCACCUUUAUCAGACAGUGGUGACAGUACUGGAAAUAGAUCGGCGGACAACGCUACUCCACCAAUGCAUUUUCUAACACCCCACGUUGAAAUAUCUAUCCCUUAUCAAGAUCACGCAUCCGAUCAACGCAAUGCAAGCCCUGCUCCAUUGAAUGGGGAUAGUCCAAACAGUCCUCAGAGUGCAGACAGCAACAGCAAUGCACCAAGUAGUAGUCACCAUCAAAUCACCGUGAAUAGCAGCGUUAUUCACAGGAGUGUUGGCGGUUGUGAGGAAGCUAUUACUCCAUCAAUUUCUUUGAUUCCGAUCAAACAAGAGCCAAAUAGUAAUGGUACAGACGAUUCUGGAGCAACAUCAAGCAGUCUCUCUUUACCAUCUUUGAUAAAAGUGUCACCUCUAAAGUCGUUGCUGAGAGAUGAUCUCCGGAGAAAAUUAUCAUCGAACACCAGUGUCAGUAAUUCGGGCAGUAAUCUACACUCAAGGGGUGAGCCACCUACUUCAACCCGACCUGAUCAAAAAAAUAGCGGACUGCAGUGCACACAUUGUAGAAUAACGUUUCCUGAUCAGACGUUAUACUUUCUUCACAAGGGUUGUCAUAGUGACAGUAAUCCAUGGAAGUGUAACAUAUGUGGGGAACAAUGUUGCAAUUUGUAUCAAUUUAAUUCGCAUUUGCUGAGCAAAAGCCAUCAGUAGCUCGAACCGUGGGUGUUCAAAAGUGACAUCGAUUGAAAUUGAUUCGUCUGAUGCUAGCAAAUUUAUUGUCUGCAGUGAAGAUGUACCAUGCAGCUUGAAGUGGUUAAAUAAGAUCGUGAUUAGCUACGAUCUACCUUGCAUUUACCAAACAGGAGUUUUUUUGGUAAUCAAACUGGGAGAGUUUUUACAGUGAUUUAACGCGAUAUCACUACACAUACACAUAUACAUAUACAUAUAUCAUUAUUAUACACAAACGGGUAUAGUGGGAGGCAGAAUAACGGAUAUGUAGAAAAAAAAGAACUGGAUGAGACCAAAAUGCGAAAUCCGUUACCAUGAAACCUUUCAAAUGAUCUUCUAUUAUAACUGACAUAAACAAAUAUAAUACAUAAUAUACACAUGAUAUAAUGAAGCAUCGAAGCAAUAGUACAAAAUACUUGUAUCGCUAUGAAAAAGGUAACUUAUCGGGACCAUCCGUUUCCAACCGGCACUUGAGUGACUGUGAUUGGUAACUUGACUGUACAUAAGAGCUUGUAUGUAAAGCUCGUCAGAUUUAAACGAAAGGGUUGAUAAUUAUACCGUGCAAUUGACGUUGGUACACAUCUGAUAAUUAGAUGAUAUUUUCGAAAACCAUCUCUAUAGUGGGACGUCCUACAUAUUUUUAGCUCUUCUUCUCACUGUACUCUAAAAUUUUUUUAUAUUUAUGGAAAACAUUAUAACAGGACACUUUAGUGCCUUUGAAAGAAUUUAAAAAUUCAGUCCGUUGUGCUGUCACCAAGUGAACUAUCCGUCCAUAGGGCUUUGAAAAGAAAAUUCCAAGCUCUAUUUGUAGAUGUAAUCUAGUUAGAUAAUUAUUUUUUUGAAUUGGACUCAAUUGUUCAACAAUUCAGACCAUACAGUCCUAAAAAAUUUAUCGUCAAAUUCAAUUUCAGUUCGUUCGUAGAACAAGGUAGCUAAGAUAUGAUAUUCGAUCUUAGUCGAGUACUUAGAAGUUAGUUAGAAAGUAUGCCCAUACCACACUGUCAACGUGUCUUCUACAUACAACAUGCCCACAUUCUUUUCAUUGGAGAAUGUACCUGAUUGUCACGUACGUUGAUAAUGUAAUGCCAAUUUCUAUAUCGUAGCGAUACUGCAUUGGGGAUCAAGCUGAUUGCGAGUUCAACUGGACAGUGUGGCAUAUCAAUCCGUUCAUUUUAUUAAUUUUUUUGAACCUAGUUAACACAAUGAUUCAAGAUUUUCAACCAACAUCAAGUCAACCCUGUAUCCAGGUUACUAAGGAAAUGAAACGAACAAAUUAAUAUUCAUUAAGGGAUUCAAAAUGCGUAAUGUCAUUGUUGCGCUCUUGUUAGUUAGAAAAACCCACGUACCAGUAAAACUGGCAUUAAAGUUUAUGUAUAGGGCACAAGCCAAGGCGCGCAUACUAUACCGGUGGCAAAAUCUGUAACAUUUGAUAAAAAGGCCAAUGUUCAUUAUAUUUUGGAGAUAGGAUGGUACGAUAUAGUAAGUACGAAAGCUGAGCAAUGAAGUUCGAUAUUACGCCACAUAACAAUACAUCGUAGAACAAUGAUUGUGUGAAUAAUAUUGCUGACGAUUGAAAGUUAUCGGAUUUUGUUACCGUUUGUAUAAAUAUUUUUAAUAUAAAUAUUUGUACAGUUGGAGUUUAGGAAAGAAAAUGAAGAAAAAAAUUAUUUCGAAUAGUACCUAUAUAUAUUAUAAUAAUAAAAAGAAAAAAAAUAUAUAUACAUACACAUAUAAUAAUAAUUAAUAUUUAAUAUUAUCAUGCUGCUGUAAAUGGUUGUAGUUAUUCAAUAACUAUUAUGUAUAUCGAGGUAUAUUUAACAUUAUUAUUUAUUAGUAAUUAAGUAACUUAUUGCCUUGCAUUCCACAAACAGAAUACAGAAUUAUAGUACCUUAAGUGCACACGUUGAUGGUGCUGUUGUAAAAUACGAGGCUGACUAAAAUUUAUGUAACCAAAAUGCCGUUCUCUCCGUAUCUACUCUAAAACAUCAAAAUUCAAAAUUUUGUUUUAUCGUUCUCCAUAAAUCGGCCUGAUAGUUUCUUUUUUCCUUAUCUUUGACUCGCAAUAAUGUCUCUUUACCGAAGCAUCAUUGACAAAAUAAUUUCGUUUAACUUAUGCAUUCGUUAUAAUUUUGUGAACGUUUAACUGAGGAUACCCAGAAGAAAAAAUGGUUUUUAUAAUGAGAAAACGAAUAUCUAUAAAUUGAUAUUGACAAAAGAUCAAUUUCGGAAACGUGCCUCUUCGUAAAAAAAAGAAAAUGAUAACAGAGAUCUAGACAGAUAUUAAAUUUGAACAUCGACUAAAAUUUAUACGUACCUGAUCGAUAGCUCCUUCGAACUUUGGACUCUAACUUUUGAAAAAAAAUUUUGAAAUAAAAUAUUUACGUGUCUACGAAUUGUGAUGAGAUUCAGUCGCUAGCGUUGGAAGUAUAAUUGCGUAUGCCUUAUUCUGUGAUUGCAAUGGAGUGAGAAGAGAACUAUUAAAAAUAUUGGCGAGAUAAAAUCAGUUUUUCGAACAAAAGCAAGAGUGAAGAUUAUAAUUGUGAUUUGGAUUUUAGAUCGCCUGUGGUAUUGUUAUUAUAUUAGGUAUAUUGUAAUAUAUAAAUAGACGCCACAAAAAUAUGAUGGAUGCAUUUCAUACUUUAAAAUUAUCGGCACACGUCGCCACUUAUUUAUAAACCUUUACGGAUUAAUAAAUUAUAUAUCUACAUUAUGUAUAACGUAAGAAUGAAGAAAAAAUACGUUGAUGUUACUACGGUGUAAUGGGUACAACAUAAAAUAUAUAAAUUAUUAUGUAUAUAAUGUUAUAUAUAUGAUAUAUAUACUUAUAUAUAUAUACAUAAAUAUAUAUCUAAGCCACAGA